AUGGCGGCAACGGCCACGGCCACCCGCCGCCUCCGCGACCUCCAAUCGCAACCAGGCAACAAAGCAUGCGUCGACUGCGCCCAGCGAAACCCUCAAUGGGCCUCCGUCUCCUACGGCGUGUUCAUGUGUCUAGAAUGUUCCGGAAAGCACCGGGGCCUCGGGGUUCACAUAAGCUUCGUCCGAUCGGUUACCAUGGACUCCUGGUCGGAGGCCCAGCUGAGGAAGAUGGAGGCCGGCGGCAACGACACCUUCAACCAUUUCCUCUCUCGGUACGGAAUCCCGAAGGAGACCGACAUCGUCACGAAGUACAACACCGACGCCGCCGCCAUCUACCGAGAUCGAAUCCAGGCACUUGCUGAAGGGCAACAAUGGAGAGACCCGACGCCGGUGAAAGAAACACUCAACUCCGGCAACAAAUCAAACAAACCUCCACCGCGUCAAAACCCAUCAUCCUCAAACAACAGCUCAACCUGGGACAACUGGGACACAGAAGAGCCCAAACGCACCAGCAUUAGAAAAAACCACUCUGUCAGCGAUUUCAGAGGCGACGGAGGAAGAGGGGAGCCGUCGAGGUCAAUGUCGACGCAGGAUAUUUACACGAGAGCCCAGUUGGAGGCGUCGGCAGCGAAUAAAGACGACUUCUUUGCGAGGAGAAUGGCGGAGAACGGGGCGAAGCCGGAGGGGCUGCCUCCGUCGCAGGGCGGGAAGUAUGUUGGUUUCGGGUCGAGCCCGGUGAACCCGGUUCACCGGAGUAGUUCUCAGGGGGAUAUGUUCUCUGUUGUCUCUCAGGGAUUUGGCAGGCUAUCCUCGGUUGCAGCUUCUGCUGCUCAGUCUGCAGCUAACGUUGUCCAAGCUGGCACAAGGGAACUCACUUCCAAGGUGACAGAUGGGGGGUACGAUAACAAAGUAAACGAAACGGUAAGUGUGGUAACCACAAAAACCUCCGAAAUCGGGCACAAAACUUGGGGAAUCAUGAAAGGGGUCGUCGCGCUGGCAUCAACAAAGGUCGAGGAAUUCACCAAUGGCGAUGACUGGCGACGCGACGAGAAUCAAAGGGACGGUUGCGGCCAGGAGUUUGAUAACGAGGACAACGCCCAGAACGCGACUAAAGGGAGGUCAUCGACGAGGGGGCACAGUUCGAAAGGUUCAGGAUCCUGGGAUGAUUGGAAUGAGAGAGAAAGGGGCGAGUCGUCGAGUAGGAGGAGCCACAGUGGCGAGAGUUGGGAUGGAUGGGAUGAUCCAAAGGAUGAUGGAUAUGGUGAUUGUUCACAUAGCUCGUCGAGCAAGGGGGAUACUCGGGGUGGGAAAUCUGCUGGUUCAUAUUGGACAGAGGGCGGGUUUCGCUAGUCCAUUGGAACUCAGAGUUCGACGCCGUGGAGUAGGGAGUUAAUAUCUUUGGACAGGAAAUCACGGUAGCAUGUAAUUUAUGCUGUUCAGCAGCAAAAACUUUGCUCCUACUUCAUGUAAUCAACGGUACAGCAUAUGAAGAGCGACCGUACAGAAAAGCAUUUAUCAGGAGCAUCAUAACAAUUUUUUUUUUUUAACGAGCUUAAACAAAAGGGACCUCAUUAACUUAGAAUCAGAGCUUUGCUGUUCAUAUUAGUUUAUGUUGGAUAAAAUUAUUUCGUUUUGCUCGCUGAUGGGACUCCGAAGAAAUACCAAAUGUUACGGAGUUUCUCAAUGACAUUGUUGAUGAUUCUAGCCAUAAGCAGCCUAUUUGUAUUU
This is a messenger RNA of Asparagus officinalis (garden asparagus), 1725 nucleotides long. Its product is annotated as probable ADP-ribosylation factor GTPase-activating protein AGD6. NCBI's taxonomy places the organism in Eukaryota, Viridiplantae, Streptophyta, Magnoliopsida, Asparagales, Asparagaceae. Gene Ontology annotation, biological process: vesicle-mediated transport. Gene Ontology annotation, molecular function: GTPase activator activity. The transcript is spliced from 5 exons. Bases 1 to 1347 code for a protein of 448 amino acids. The record is from RefSeq and is a predicted model, not a curated record.